CAGAUGUAAAUUGCACUCCUGAGUUCUGUGAGCCAAUCUAGCAAAUUAUCGAAUCUGAGAAGAGGAUCAGGCACAGCCCUGAUUUAUAGCUAGUCAGUCAGAAGUAUCAGUGGCAACCUGAAAUUCUCAAUGGGCAACUCAAGUGGGAGCAGCCUUGUGGCACUGAGCUCUUUAACUUAUGGCAUACGAUGUUGGCUCUGGAUAGAUAGUGUCAGAAUUGAAUUUAAUUAUAGAAUGCCCAGUUCAGGUCCACAGAGAAUUGGAGAAUUUCUUGGUGUAGAACAAAUCCACACAGUUGGUGUCAGAAGUGUUGUGUGGGUAGAGAAAUGAGUUUUUUAUUAACUGUCACCUCUGUUUUUAUUGCUUGCCUCUAUUACUUCUCACCUAAGUUACUGUUUCUUCCAUUUUCCUGAAUCACUGAAGGAGAAAGUCCCUGGACAUACAGAUGCCUUAAUCCUUGAUACUUAGAGGACUGAACUCCUGUCUCUCUCAGCAGGGGGAAGACCCAUUGUCCCACCCCUUUGUCCUUCAUAAAGCAUCUGCUGAUGCCCUUCCAGCCUGAGCUACUCCACUGGAAGCCAGGAACGGGACACAGGACAAGGAUCUCAGCUGCUGGUGUGGGCAAGAUGGAAACCAACUUCUCCAGCCCUGUGAACGCACCAGAAGAGAUACUCGAUGCAUCUUCUGGCUACCAUGCUAUAGAGAUCUACUUAUUAGUGUCAUUUGGAAUCAUCUUUGUGCUUGGCUUCCUGGGUAAUGGGCUUGUGAUCUGGGUGACUGGAUUCCGGAUGGCACGCACUGUCACAACCUUGUGUUACCUGAACCUGGCCUUAAAUGACUUCUCCUUCACUGUCACUUUACCAUUCCUCAUGGUCUUAACUGCAAUGAGAGGACAAUGGCCUUUUGGCUGGUUCCUAUGCAAGGUUGUUUUCACAAUGGGCGACAUGAACCUGUUUGGAAGUGUUUUCCUCAUUGCUUUCAUUGCUCUGGACCGCUGUAUUUGCGUCCUGCAUCCAGUCUGGGCCCAGAACCACCGCACUGUAACUCUGGCUAGAAUAGUGAUCAUUGUACCCUGGAUUCUUGCACUAGUCCUUACCUUUCCAGUUUUCUUCUUCGUAACUAUAGAAAGUGAUGAAAAAAAUAAUACAUACUGCCUUUCGAACACUGAGUUCUUCAGUGACAAUGAUGAAAUGAGUUGGAAGAUGAUCUCCACCACAGUUGCAGCGAUGGGGAUCAUCCAGUUUGUCAUUGGCUUCAUUAUGCCGAUGUCCAUCAUUGCUAUCUGCUAUGGGCUCAUAGCUGCCAAGAUCCACAAAAAAGUCAUGAUAAAUUCUAGCCGUCCCUUACAAGUCCUCACUGCUGUCAUGGUUUCCUUCUUCCUUUGUUGGUUCCCCUUUCAACUGAUUCUUUUUCUGGGUAGAAUCUGGAUUAAAGAGAUAGCACUUGAAGGUAAGUACAGCAUCAUUUUGCUCCUGAGGGUCCUGACGACCCCCCUGGCAUUCUUAAACAGUUGCCUCAACCCAAUUCUCUAUGUCUUCAUGGGCCAAGACUUCCGAAGGAGACUGAUCCACUCCCUGCCUGCCAGUCUGGAGAGGGCCCUGAUUGAGGACUCAGCUGAGACCAUUGACACAACAACCAAAUCUGCUUCACCUCCCACAGUGGCCCAGCUACAGGAAAUGUGAGGGGCGGGGAACAUUUCUGAGCUGUCUGCUCCAACCCUGCUCCCAGUUACAGCUUCUUCUUUCCUUGGGUCAUACCGAGCCACUCAUCUUGAAAAAUAAUUUGGUGUCCCCUGAUUUGGGUGAUGAAAUGGACAUAGGGCACUAUUGGUAUCAAUUUUUGUUUGAGGAUCUCAGCCUAUACCCUGGGGAGAGUAGAGGUGGGAAGAGAACAAGGGGAGAGAAGAGACAGAGUGAUGGGGAAUUUGUAAACUUAGAUGAGAGAAUACAUUAAGGGGAAAACUUUAGUACUUCACCAUUAAGUAAGAUGUUUGCUGUAGAUUGUUUUCAGCUAUUUUGUAUCUGACCACAGAAGUUUCCUAUUUGUAGUUUACUAAGAGUUUUCUUCUUUUGUUAAUCAAGAAUGCUAUUGGGUUGUAUCAAAUGAAUUUUCUGCAUAUAUUAAGGUGAUCAUAUUAUUAUCAUUUUGCUUACAUCAUCAUAAAUGAUACUAAUUUUUGAAUGUUAAGUUAGCUUUGCAGUUUUAGAAUAAACCACACUUGGUCCUGAUGUAUUUUACAUAUUUAUAGUUAACAUCACUAGAUUGGUUUAGAAUUUUUGCACUUAUGUUUAUGUAAAAAUGGGUCUAUUCUUUUACUUUCUUCUAAUGUCUGUGCAAGGUAUUAAAUCAAACUUAUAAUGGCCUCCUAAAAAGACCUGGGAAGUGAUUUCUCUGAUUCUAUUCUCUGAUGCCAUGUCUUUUAUAAAUGUUUAGAAAAGUUCACCAGUGAAGCUAGUUGGGUCUUGGGUUUUCUUUAUGGCAGGGCUUUUAAUAACAAGUUCAAUAUAUUUAACACUUAAUGGACUAGUCAGAUUUUCUAUUUCCUCUUUUGUCAGUUUUGGUAAACUGUGACUUUCAAGGAAUUUAGCCAUUUUAUCCAAACUGUCAAAUUAAUUGAUGUGAAACAGUAUAACUGUACAGUACUUAGUAUGGUUUCCAACACAUAAUGAGAAUGUAAGCUAUCUGAGGGAAAGAAUUUUUGUCUGCAUUGUUCACUAAUGGAUCCUGAUACCCUAUUUGUAAAAUAAUGCUUAGUAUAUGAUAGACACUUAAUAAAUAGUUAUUGAUUUAAUGAAUCAAUAAAUAAUAGUAUCACCCAGGUGUCAAGUGAGAACCUUUAAUGUCUUGUUAAAAUUAACUCUGAAUUGAUUAUGAAUUGGGCAAUAUCCAUUGUACUUUCACUCCUAUUCCCAAAAUCUUUACAAAUUCCCCUGUGGUUUAUAUAUUUAAGAACACCUCAGAUUUUGAGUUUCUAUUUUGA
This is a messenger RNA of Hipposideros armiger (great roundleaf bat), 2980 nucleotides long. RefSeq names its product N-formyl peptide receptor 2-like. The transcript is spliced from 3 exons. Lineage: Eukaryota; Metazoa; Chordata; Mammalia; Chiroptera; Hipposideridae. The record is from RefSeq and is a predicted model, not a curated record. Gene Ontology annotation, biological process: complement receptor mediated signaling pathway; phospholipase C-activating G protein-coupled receptor signaling pathway; positive regulation of cytosolic calcium ion concentration. Gene Ontology annotation, molecular function: N-formyl peptide receptor activity; complement receptor activity. Gene Ontology annotation, cellular component: plasma membrane. Bases 546 to 1682 code for a protein of 378 amino acids.